Molecule: messenger RNA, 2893 nt
Organism: Elaeis guineensis (African oil palm)
Lineage: Eukaryota; Viridiplantae; Streptophyta; Magnoliopsida; Arecales; Arecaceae
Product: G-type lectin S-receptor-like serine/threonine-protein kinase At2g19130
Biological process (GO): protein phosphorylation; recognition of pollen
Molecular function (GO): ATP binding; protein serine/threonine kinase activity
Source: RefSeq, a predicted model, not a curated record
AUGGCAAACAGAAGCAGGCCAUUGUUCACCACCCUUCUGUUGCUUCGUUUCUUUCUUCUAUUCUCCUAUACUGCCCAACUCCAUUUCACAGCUGAUACACUCAGACAAGGCCAAUCUCUCUCAGGAAACCAGACCAUAGUAUCCCAAGGUGGCAACUUCGAACUUGGUUUCUUCACCCCAGGCAACUCUCACAAGUAUUACAUGGGAAUUUGGUAUAAGAAAGUCUCGGUACAAACCGUAGUUUGGGUAGCAAACAGGGAGAGACCUAUCUUUAACGCUUCAUGUUCAGAGCUAAAACUCUCUAAAGAUGGUAAUCUAGUCCUUAUCACGCACUCAAAAACCAUCAUCUGGUCAUCCAAUUCAACCCUCACUCCUUCGGACUCCACAGUUGCAAUGCUUCUUGACAAUGGCAACCUCAUCUUAAAAGGAGAUUCCAACAACUCCCAUGUCUCUUGGCAAAGCUUUGACCACCCGACAAAUACCUGGCUCCCUGGUGCGAAGUUGGUGUCUGAUAAACUCGGCAAAGAAGACCGUAUCCUCACUUCAUGGAGGAAUUCAGAAGAUCCUUCACCUGGGCCGUUCUCUGGUGAGGUCAGCCCAGAGGGAGCCAUGCAUUUCUCCUUACUGACGAACAGGAAUGAACAGUACUGGCCUUCUGGUAGUCCAGACAUGCUGUUUUUUAGUGGAACCCCAGCCAUGGACAACUUGUACAGCUUCAGCUAUGUUGCAGAGAUGAACAAAAGCUCCAUGACUUAUCUUGUUCAAGGUAGCUCUGUUAUCACAAACUUCAUGUUAGAUUCCACAGGCCAAAUGAAGAGGUGGCUGUGGAGCAAUGAUACAGAGGACUGGUUAUUGCACUGCAUUUUUCCAAGUGAUCCAUGUGAUGUGUACACACUCUGCGGGCCCUUCAGUAGCUGCAGCAACUUCAGCUCUCCCUCUUGCAAGUGUUUGCAAGGCUUUGAGCCGCAGUCCAUGGAAGAAUGGAAUUUGGGUGACUACACCAGUGGGUGUGCCAGAAGAGCCCCAUUGCUCUGUGGAGAAAAAGAUGGAUUCCUCCAGCUAUCCAAUGUGCAGCUCCCAGCUAGUCCUGAGCCAUUUGCUGUGGGCAGUGCAAAGGAGUGUGAGGUCACUUGCUUAAGAAAUUGUUCUUGUGUUGCUUAUUCUUAUGACAAUGGGUGUUUGGUGUGGAAAGGUGUGAUUCUAAACCUCAAAAGGUUGUCUUAUAGUCCGAUCGGUGGAGGAGGAUCAGGAGUUCUUUAUCUUCGUCUUGCUGCUUCAGAGCUGGUGAGGCCUAAUUCCAAGAAGCGGCUGAAACAUGCUGUGGCCAUCAUCCUUGGUUCAGUGGCAGGUUUCAUUCUUAUCAGCAGCAUUGUAUUGGUUCUGUUUCGGAGAUUCCGCAGGAGCCCCAUGGUCGGAACUUCGGAGGCAGCUCAAGGUUUUCUGGUCAUGUUUGAUUACAAAGUUAUGAGGAAGGCCACCGAGGACUUCUCACAGAAGCUUGGCCAAGGAAGCUUUGGGACAGUGUUCAAGGGAUUUCUGCCAGACUCAACUGCCAUAGCUGUUAAGAAACUCCAUAAUCUUCCACAGGAGGAGAAGCAAUUCAGAACAGAAUUAAACUCAAUUGGGAUGAUCCACCAUGUCAAUCUUGUUCGACUUCGUGGAUUCUGCUCUGAAGGUGAUAGAAGACUACUGGUUUAUGAUUAUAUGCCAAGGGGUUCACUAGAUUUGUAUCUGUUUGAUGAUUGCUCUGAAACCUUAAACUGGGAUCAGAGGUUCCAAAUUGCGCUGGGGGUGGCAAGAGGAUUGGCCUAUCUCCAUGAGAAAUGCAGGGAGUGCAUCAUACACUGUGACAUCAAGCCUGAAAAUAUUCUUUUGGAUGUGGAUAUGUGUCCCAAGAUUGCAGAUUUUGGUAUGGCAAAGCUCAUCGGCCGUGAAUUUAGCCGGGUGCUGACGACUGUGAGAGGUACCAUUGGCUAUCUAGCACCGGAAUGGCUCACCGGCUCUGCCGUCACCCCGAAAGCUGAUGUCUAUAGCUAUGGUUUGAUGCUUCUUGAAAUAAUCUCAGGCCGGCGAAACGCAGACGGAUCAGAUGAUGGGAAAGUUGUUUACUUCCCUCUCUGGGCUGCCCUCAAACUCCAUGAAGGUGACGUUCUUUGCUUACUAGAUGAGAAGUUGGAGGGCUAUGCUAAAGUGGAAGAGCUCAGCCGAGCCUGCAGAAUUGCUUGUUGGUGUAUUCAGGAUCUAGAGAGCAGAAGGCCGACAAUGGGACAGGUUGUUCAACAAUUGGAAGGACUUUCAAGUGUCAGCAUGCCACCUAUCCCUGGGUUACUUCAGAAACUUGCCAUGGAUGACAGAAGGAUUAGUGGGAACACUGAAUACUUCAGCACCUCGUUGGAGACUACAGAGAGUUUUUCCUACAGCUCAAGUUUAAACCAUUCGAUGGUGAUUGGGUGAAUUCCGGGCAUUAGGGAAAGGAUUUGCUCUUUGAAAGCAUCGAUUAGCUCUACUUGACAUCAUAUACAGAGAUGGUAGAAUGCGUUGCUUUCUUUAACUCCUAUUGGAACAAAUGUUGCUAUAGUUCACAAAAAAUAGUUUCUUUGCCUCCUUUCCCUCCUGUCUCUCUACUUUGUAAUCCCUGGUCUCAAGGCCUCUUUUGAUGUAUCACCUUACAUUUCCUAAUGAAAGGGCACCACUUCAAUCCUUGCAUAUAUACUACGAAAAAAAGGAAAAGAAAGGAAAAAGAAAUAAAAGCAGCUUAAGGCGAUCUUGUCUGCAGCUGCUUCCCCUGUUGUUUCUCUACUGACUUGGUAUGGUCUAUUUCUUGUUACUCUUCCCUGGGGUGCCUACUUAUGGUUUGUUAUCCAAGGUUCUUCCAGCAGAUAAGCCCUGAGAA